AUGCUGAGGACGUCAUCGAAACCUGUCUUCAAGAUAGCAACCUUAAGGGGAAGUGGAUUUGUGGGCUGCAUUAAAAGGUAUGCUUGCAUUUUCAGUGAGUUGAUAGCUCGACAUGAGGUGGGCUCGAAGAUUGAAUGGAUAAAGAAUAAAAUCCGUGCCACCUCCGAAAGUAGGUUGAAUUAUGGAAUUGAAAAUACAGGCCACGUAGCGGGGACGAGCUCUUCAGGCCUCAGCCUCCAAGAAUGGAGGCUCACUUCUCCUUAUUUUCAAGAACCAAAUUUUGUUGGUUUUGAGGACUUUGAGGCGUUGGUCUUGCGGUUGAUCGAUGACAGACAGCUGCUACAUCGUGUUGUUUCUGUCAUCGGAAUGGGUGGUCUUGGUAAGACCACUCUUACCAAGAAAGUUUAUAACACUGAUAGUAUUAAGACUCAUUUUGAAUCUUGUGCAUGGAUUUCUAUAUCACAAGAGUAUGGUGAGAGAGAUCUUCUGCAGAACGUCCUAAAUUGCCAUAUGGUGCUAUCAGAAGAGGAGCUCAAGAAAGCAAGCGUCAUUCAGCUGAAACAUCAAAUUUCUGUGUAUGUGCAAGAGAAGAGAUACCUGAUGGUAUUAGAUGAUAUAUGGACAAACCAAGCAUGGGAUGCCGUCAAAGAUGCUUUCCUGGACAUGAAUAAUGGAAGUAGGGUCAUGCUCACCAUGCGCAACAAAGACUUAGCUUUACAUGCAGAUGCUCGAAGCCCGCCUCAUGAACUGCCAUUUCUAAACAAUGAAGAGAGCUGGGAUCUGUUUUGUAGGAAAACAUUCUCAGGACAAGAUAAUGGUUGCCCUCAGAAUUUGGAGCACUUGGGAACAGAGAUCGUGGAAAAAUGUCAUGGUCUACCUCUUGCAAUUGUAGUUAUUGGGGGACUCUUAUCGUGGAAAGAAGGGAGAAAAUUUCCAGAGGACUACAAGUUCCAAACCAAGAAAUUGAUUCGAAUAAGGGCUGCAGAAGGGUUACUUCAACAGAGAGGGGAGCUAACAUUGGAAGAGGUUGGAGAGGAUUAUCUGAAGGAGUUGAUUCAAAGAAGUAUUGUUCAAGUUGCAGAAAGAAGUUCAAGCGGAGGUAUUAAAAGUUGCCGCAUCCACCAUCUUUUGUGGGAUCUCUCCCUAUCAGAAGCCAAGGAAGUAUGUUUCUUGAAGUUCACUGUGGGACUGCAAAUCCUCCUGAAACCAGAGCUCGUCGACUUGCAAUUCACCACAGAAACUUAA
Messenger RNA from Magnolia sinica, 1245 nucleotides. RefSeq names its product putative disease resistance RPP13-like protein 3. The transcript is spliced from 2 exons. Lineage: Eukaryota; Viridiplantae; Streptophyta; Magnoliopsida; Magnoliales; Magnoliaceae. Bases 1 to 1245 code for a protein of 414 amino acids. Gene Ontology annotation, biological process: defense response to other organism. Gene Ontology annotation, molecular function: ADP binding. The record is from RefSeq and is a predicted model, not a curated record.